This is a messenger RNA of Vicia villosa (hairy vetch), 740 nucleotides long. Its product is annotated as auxin-responsive protein SAUR32-like. The coding region runs from base 303 to 626 and encodes 107 amino acids. Lineage: Eukaryota; Viridiplantae; Streptophyta; Magnoliopsida; Fabales; Fabaceae. Gene Ontology annotation, biological process: response to auxin. The record is from RefSeq and is a predicted model, not a curated record. The transcript has a single exon.
GUGUAGAGUCCAACUUAAAGUCUAUAACCUAAUCCCUACUCUUUGAACUAUUGCCUCUUCUCUACCUUCCCUAUAUAUUCUCUUCAUCUUCAUGUUAUUUUUUGCCUUUUACACCUCUUCCUUAAUCAUAUCAAACCAUGACAUAUAGCUUUUUUUCAAACCCUAUGGGAAACUCUUCCUUUAUUUUCAUCAAUAAGUCAAAAAAAUACCUAGAACUUGUUUUCCUAUAAAAACUUCAAUUUUCCUCUCUCAAAGCUUGUGUAUUUUCUUCUCUCUUUGUGUUAUUUUUUGGUUAAACAAAAAUGGGUCUUGUUGAAAAGAGUCCAAAGAGUUUUCAUUUGCAUAGACAACAACAACUCCAAAAGCAAGAGUUCAAAGGUGUUCCAAAAGGGUUCAUGGCAAUCAAAGUAGGUCAAGGAGAAGAUCAACAAAGGUUUGUUGUUCCUGUUAUGUACUUCAAUCAUCCUCUUUUCAUUCAACUAUUGAAAGAGGCAGAAGAAGAAUAUGGAUUUGAUCAAAAAGGAACUAUCACUAUUCCUUGUCAUGUUGAAGAAUUCAGAAACGUUCGUGGUUUGAUUGAUAGAGGCAAAAAUCUUCACCAACAUGUUGGUUGUUUUGGUUUAUGAUUUAUGAUCUUAUCAUAAACCACAAAAUUUGGAGAAUAAAAACAAGUUUAUCUUCACCCUAAAGUCAUGUAAAUUUAGUUUUUUUUAAUAGAAUUUUUGAGUUUUUUUUGUUAA